Aspergillus niger is the source of this 639-nucleotide messenger RNA. RefSeq lists its product as uncharacterized. The transcript has 3 exons. The record is from RefSeq and is a predicted model, not a curated record. Lineage: Eukaryota; Fungi; Ascomycota; Eurotiomycetes; Eurotiales; Aspergillaceae. The coding region runs from base 1 to 639 and encodes 212 amino acids.
AUGGCAACGGCAAGGCUUCGCAGAGCGUUUCGCUACCCUGACGAUUCAGGCGAUGAAGAGCACAGUCGGGAGGAGCUGGACGAAGAAGGUAUGCACUGUCAGAUGCCCAGGCAGGAAGCCAUUCUAGACGACGUUGCUGACGGUCCGACAGAGCAGGAACGUGUGAUAGAGCAGCUGAAAGCACUGGAUGAGAAGCGGAACUCUGAAUAUAGUAUCGUUUUCGCCGCCAUCCCGCUAUUUUCCAGCUUCGCUUUUAUUGCUUCAAUACUGUCGGGCUCCUCGAGCCUAUCUGAACGAUGCCUUUCUUUGCUCGGUGCUCUAUCUCUACUAGUCACAGCUUAUAUCAUGAAGUAUCUCCCACUCGAACGCCCGGAUCCUAAGGGCAAGAGACCAAUGGCCACACCGCAUGCUAUGGCGAGCAUCCGGCCAUACAUCUUGCCUGUCAAUGCUGCGAUCUGCGUGCUUCUGGCCCUGGUCUACGCUUCCCAACCCACAACGCAAUCCUGGCUGGAGAUCCAGCCGGUUAUCUACUUGGUUCCAGGAGCAAUGUUUGCGGCUGUCCUAGUCGCACGCAAGGUCAUGCUUUCGGUUGACCUUAAGACUCUUGAGAAUCUCCGCUAUGAGUACAAAGGAGCAUAG